This is a messenger RNA of Odocoileus virginianus texanus, 7339 nucleotides long. The record is from RefSeq and is a predicted model, not a curated record. Lineage: Eukaryota; Metazoa; Chordata; Mammalia; Artiodactyla; Cervidae.
AAAAAAAAAAAAACCACCAGGUUCCCAAAUGUCCCUUCAGAUUUGUGAGUCAGACUCCCUGGACUAGGGUCUGGGUAUCUGGAAGGUUAGACAGCUCCCCAGGCCCAGGGUUUGGAAGCCCAAGGGUUAGGUGAUUUUAAGGUUCCUCCCAGCCUUAAUUUAGACCGCAGCUCUAGAAGAAGCACUUUCAGGAGUGGCCGGAGGAGCAUUGCAGGAGCUGGGAGUGGAAGGAGGCUUUGGACUUGGCAGAAUUAGAAAUCUUGCCACUUAGCAGCUAUGUGACUUCAGGCAAGUUAUACAACUGCUCUGAACCUGCUUCCUCUGUAACAUGGAGGUAAUAAUCCACAUCUCCCUGGUUCACUGAAGAUGCAGUGGGUCAUAUAUGUGGAGAUGCUUUGUAGAUGGGAUGUUGCUGCCCACCAGAGGGGAGUGGACGAGUGGCCCUGCCCACACCUCCCUGUCCCCCAGUCAAUCUACUGUAUUCCUGUGAAGUUCAAAGUGAUCCUCCCAGUGAUCAGGGCCCAUUCAUCUUCCUGCUCCCCCAAACCAGCUCCUGGGGAUCAGCCAGGGCCCUGAGUCCCUAGUUCCUCUGGGAGUCAGACCUGCCUGGAUCUAAAUCCCAGCUCAGCCCUACCAGCUGAGGGAGUUGCUCAGUAAAUGUUUACGUAGCAUCCAGAGCCCAGGCCCUGGGAUCAGGGGAUACAACGGUAGACAAGACAGACUCUGUCCUUACCCCUGAGAGCCCACACUCGGGGAGAAGGCACACUAAACAGCCAGUCACACAAGUAAUUGACUACAGUCCCGGUAAAUACUGUGAAGGGGAAAUAAAAGGGGCUCUGAAAGUACGUGGCAGGGCCGAGCUGAGGCUAGAGGUGGCAGGGGAGCAGAGAAUGUCCCUUUUCACGUUCUUAAUCUCCCUCCCUCUUCCACAUCCUACCUGGGUCCCACUUUGGGGUCUGGAGAAGAAUGAGAGAGAGCCUUAUGGAGAAAGGCUGAUUGCUCUGUGUGCCUCAUUCGUUCAGUAGAUAUUUUUUGAAGCACAUUUAUGGGCCAUGGUGUUGGGGGAUAUACACUUGACAGUCAGCAGAACGGAAAUCCUUGCCUUCAUGGUGCUUACCACCUUCCAAUGGAUGGUUUCCUUGACUGUAAAAGUGGGGGUGAUAAUCGUAUUGAUUUCAGGUUUGCAGGGGGGGUUAGAUGAGAUAAUCCAUAUAAUGAACUUAGUCCAAUGUCUGGCAACAGAGAAAGUGCCCCCAGGGCAUGAACUUUUAUUGUUGUUGACUCCUGGUAUGAUUGUUGAACCUCCGGCCUCAGGCGCUCUAAAGUUUUUCUCUGCUGCUCUUAUCCCACUAAUAAUUACAUCACUUAUGAUUGUCUCAUCAGUGUUUGUCUACCCAGUGUUUGUGUACAGUAGGCACUUCACAAAUAAUGAGUAUAUGAAUGAAUGAAUGAAUGUUACUUCAUCUCUGAGCCUCCAUUUCCUCAUCUGCAAAAUGGGGUUAUUAAUAGCCCCUACCUCACAGGAUUGAUAUGAAGAAUUAAAUGAAACGAUGCCUGGACAGCUUCCAGCCCAGUGCCUGGCGCCCAGUAGGUGCUCACUAAACCUGAGCUGCGAUGGUCCUUUCCAGGCGCUGUCCACACCCCGAGGCCUGGGCUCAGGCCAAAGUUGCUUCACAACACCCCCAGCUGACAGCCAGCGACUGGCAGAGCCCCCAGGCACGGGGGCCCUCUCUCUUCCAGAGAUCUCCAGUGUGACAGCCCAGGCGGCAGAGCCGAGGGUCCUGGUCCCGGCUUCUCGCACCCUCAUGUCAGUCCCGGCCCCGCCCGGCGGCCCUCGGAGGACAAGGUCAGGAUGCGUGUGAAGCCCCAGGGCCUGGUGGUGACUUCCAGUGCCGUGUGCAGCUCUCCUGACUACCUCCGGGAGCCCAAGUACUACCCCGGCGGCCCCCCCACCCCCCGGCCCUUGCUUCCCGCCCGGCCCCCCGCCAGCCCACCCGACAAGGCCUUCGCCCACACCUUCUCCGAGAACCCACGCCCACCCCCACGCCGGGACCCCAGCACCCGGCGCCCACCAGUCCUUGCCAAGGGGGACGACCCGCUGCCCCCGAGGGCGGCCCGUCCUGUCUCCCAGGCCCGCUGCCCCACACCCGCGGGAGACAGCAGCAGCAGCUCCCGAAGGCGCUGGGACAACGGGCGGGCGACCCUGCGUCCGGUGGUCCAGCUGAUCGACAUCAUGAAGGACCUGACCCGGCUCUCCCAGGACCUGCAGCACAGCGGCGUGCACCUGGACUGUGGUGGUCUCCGGCUCAGCCGCCCCCCGGCCCCGCCCCCCGGGGACCUGCAGUACAGCUUCUUCUCCUCGCCCAGCCUGGCCAACAGCAUCCGCAGCCCGGAGGAGCGGGCCACCCCCCACACCAAGUCCGAGAGGCCCAGCCACCCCCUGUACGAGCCUGAGCCUGAGCCUCAGGACAGCCCCCAGCCCGGCCAAGGCCACAGUCCCGGAGCCACGGCCGCGGCCACUGGUCUGCCACCAGAGCCUGAGCCCGACGGGCCCGAUUACUCAGAGCUCGCUGACGCCGACAUCCUUAGUGAGCUGGCCUCCCUCACUUGCCCCGAGGCCCAGCUGCUGGAGGCCCAGGCCCUCGAGCCGCCGUCGCCUGAGCCCGAGCCUCAGCUCUUGGGCCCCCAACCCCGCUUCCUGGACCCGCAGGCUCUAGAGCCGCUCGGGGAAGCUUUGGAGCUGCCGCCCCUGCAGCCCCUGGCUGAUCCUCUGGGGUUGCCGAGCCUGGCGCUACAGGCUCUGGACACCCUGCCCGACUCCCUGGAGUCGCAGCUGCUUGACCCGCAGGCACUUGACCCCCUGCCCAAGUUGCUUGACGUCCCCGGCCGCCGCCUGGAGCCCCAGCAGCCCCUGGGACCCUGUCCACUGGCCGAGCCCUUGCGCCUGGACUUGUGCUCACCCCAUGGCCCUCCGGGGCCUGAGGGUCACCCCAAAUACGCCUUGCGGCGCACCGAUAGGCCAAAGAUCCUGUGUCGCCGACGGAAAGCCGGACGGGGACGCAAGGCAGAUGCUGGCUCCGAGGGCCGCCUGCUCCCCCUGCCUAUGCCCACCGGGUUGGCCGCCGCACUGGCCGAGCCACCCCCGCCGCCUCCUCCACCGCCUCCUGCCCUGCCCGGGCCAGUUCCUGUCCCGGAGCUGGAGCCCGAAGCUUCCCAGACCCCUGUGGUCCCUCCCCGCAAAGGCAAGUGCCGGGGCGUCCGGCGCAUGGUGGUGAAGAUGGCCAAGAUCCCCGUGUCCCUGGGGCGGCGGAACAAGACCACGUACAAAGUGUCAUCUCUGAGCAGCAGCCUGAGCGUGGAGGGCAAAGAGCUGGGCCUGCGCGUGUCCGCCGAGCCCACCCCGCUGCUGAAGAUGAAGAACAAUGGCCGCAACGUGGUGGUGGUCUUCCCACCCGGCGAGAUGCCCAUCAUUCUCAAGCGGAAGCGCGGCCGCCCUCCCAAGAACCUGCUGCUGGGCCCCGGCAAGCCCAAGGAGCCGGUGGUGGUGGCGGCCGAGGCGGCCACCGUAGCAGCAGCCAGCAUGGCCAUGCCGGAGGUAAAGAAGCGCCGGCGGCGGAAGCAGAAGCUGGCGUCCCCGCAGCCGUCCUACGCGGCGGACGCCAACGACAGCAAGGCCGAGUACUCAGACGUCCUCGCCAAGCUGGCCUUCCUGAACCGUCAGAGUCAGUGUGCCGGGCGGUGCUCCCCGCCCCGCUGCUGGACGCCCAGCGAACCCGAGUCCGUGCACCAGGCGCCCGACACCCAGAGCAUCUCCCACUUCCUACAUCGCGUACAGGGCUUCCGUCGGCGAGGUGGCAAAGCAGGCGGCUUCGGUGGCCGGGGAGGGGGCCAUGCAGCCAAGGCCGCCCGGUGCUCCUUCAGUGACUUCUUUGAGGGCAUCGGGAAGAAAAAGAAGGUGGUGGCCGUGGCAGCCGCGGGGGUCGGGGGCCCUGGCCUCACCGAGCUGGGGCACCCGCGCAAGCGAGGCCGGGGGGAGGUAGACGCCGUAACUGGGAAGCCCAAACGCAAGAGGCGGUCCCGGAAGAACGGGACUCUGUUCCCAGAGCAGGUGCCCAGCGGCCCCGGCUUCGGGGAGGCGGGCACUGAGUGGGCCGGGGACAAGGGUGGCGGCUGGGCCCCUCACCACGGGCACCCAGGCGGGCAGGCUGGCCGAAACUGUGGGUUCCAGGGGACCGAGGCCCGGGCCUUUGCCUCCACUGGACUAGAAAGCGGGGCUUCAGGCCGUGGCAGCUACUACAGUGCGGCCGCACCCGCGGGCCAGGCCGAGCUCAGCCAGGAGCGGCAAAACCUCUUCACCGGCUAUUUCCGCUCCCUGCUCGAUUCCGACGACUCCUCCGACCUCUUGGACUUUGCUCUCUCGGCCUCUCGGCCCGAGUCCCGGAAGGCAUCAGGCACCUACACAGGGCCCCCCACCAGCACCCUGCCUGCCCAGCGGGGCCUGGCCACCUUUCCCAGCCGGGGAGCGAAGGCCAGCCCAGUAGCCGUGGGCAGCGGCGGGGCUGGGGCUGAGCCCUCCUUCCAGCCGGUGCUGUCCGCUCGCCAGACUUUCCCACCCGGGCGGGCAGCGAGCUAUGGGCUCACCCCGGCCACUUCAGACUGCCGGGCUGCAGAGACCUUCCCCAAGCUGGCGCCCCCGCCUUCCGCCGUGGCCCGCUCACCUACCACCCACCCGCCGGCCAACACCUAUCCCCCGCAGUACGGCGGCUAUGGGGCUGGACAAAGCGUAUUUGCCCCGGCUAAGCCCUUCACGGGCCAGGACUGCGCUAACAGCAAGGACUGCAGCUUUGCAUACGGCAGCGGCAACAGCCUACCUGCCUCACCCAGCAGCGCCCACAGCGCCGGCUACGCCCCACCGCCCACCGGUGGCCCCUGCCUGCCACCAAGCAAGGCCUCCUUCUUCAACAGCUCUGAGGGGGCCCCCUUCUCUGGUUCAGCCCCCACACCUCUGCGCUGUGACAGCCGGGCCAGCACGGUCUCGCCCGGCGGCUACAUGGUGCCCAAGGGCACCACGGCCUCUGCCACCUCCGCCGCCUCCUCGUCGUCCUCAUCCUUCCAGCCCUCGCCUGAGAACUGUCGGCAGUUUGCGGGGGCUUCUCAGUGGCCUUUCCGGCAGGGCUACGGAGGCCUGGACUGGGCCUCGGAGGCCUUCAGUCAGCUCUACAAUCCCGGCUUCGACUGCCAUGUCAGCGAGCCCAACGUGAUCCUGGACAUCUCCAACUAUACCCCGCAGAAGGUGAAGCAGCAGACAGCUGUGUCUGAGACCUUCUCCGAGUCCUCCUCCGACAGCACCCAAUUCAAUCAGCCGGUCGGCGGCGGUUUCCGGCGUGCCAACAGCGAGGCCUCGAGCAGCGAGGGCCAGUCGAGCCUGUCCAGCCUGGAGAAACUGAUGAUGGACUGGAACGAGGCCUCGUCCGCCCCCGGUUACAACUGGAACCAGAGCGUCCUCUUCCAGAGCAGCUCCAAGCCUGGCCGUGGCCGGCGGAAGAAGGUGGACCUGUUCGAGGCCUCGCAUCUGGGCUUCCCGUCGUCCGCCUCGACCACUGCCUCGGGCUACCCGUCCAAACGGAGCACGGGGCCCCGGCAGCCUCGGGGUGGCCGGGGCGGUGGCGCCUGCUCGGCCAAGAAGGAGCGGGGCGGGGCGGCGGCCAAAGCCAAGUUCAUCCCCAAGCCGCAGCCCGUCAACCCCCUGUUCCAGGACAGCCCGGACCUCGGCCUGGACUACUACAGUGGGGACAGCAGCAUGUCCCCGCUGCCCUCCCAAUCGAGGGCCUUCAGUGUGGGCGAGCGAGACCCCUGUGACUUCAUGGGACCCUACUCCAUGAACCCAUCCACGCCGUCCGAUGGCACCUUCGGCCAAGGCUUCCACUGCGACUCGCCUAGCCUGGGUGCCCCUGAGCUGGAUGGCAAGCAUUUCCCACCGCUGGCCCACCCGCCCACGGUGUUUGAUACAGGUCUGCAGAAGGCAUACUCACCCACCUGCUCACCCACCCUGGGCUUCAAGGAAGAGCUGCGGCCGCCGCCCACAAAGCUGGCUGCCUGUGAGCCCCUCAAGCACGGGCUCCAGGGGGCCAGCCUGGGCCACGCGGCUGCAGCCCAGGCCCACCUGAGCUGCCGGGACCUGCCGCUGGGCCAGCCUCACUACGACUCCCCCAGCUGCAAGGGUACGGCGUAUUGGUACCCGCCAGGUUCAGCUGCCCGCAGCCCACCCUACGAAGGCAAGGUGGGUUCAGGGCUGCUGGCUGACUUCCUGGGCAGGACGGAGGCCGCGUGCCUCAGUGCCCCACACCUGGCUAGCCCACCGGCCACACCCAAGGCCGACAAGGAGCCGCUGGAGAUGGCCCGGCCGCCCGGCCCACCCCGUGGCCCCGCUGCAGCCGCUGCUGGCUAUGGGUGCCCACUUCUUAGUGACUUGACCCUGUCCCCCGUGCCGAGGGACUCGCUGCUGCCCCUGCAGGAUACCGCCUACAGGUAUCCAGGCUUUAUGCCGCAGGCGCAUCCCGGCCUGGGUGGGGGCCCCAAGAGCGGCUUCCUGGGGCCCAUGGCGGAACCUCACCCUGAGGACACAUUCACCGUCACCUCCCUGUAGUGCCAACUGAAGUGCCGACUGGACCUCGAGGUUUUGUUCCUGGCUUUCAGAAAAUCAACGCCAAGACCCCUCCCAGCGUCCACAUCGUCCUCCUCUGCCUGCCCCUCUGCCUCCUGCCGCCCACCCCCUGCCCGCACCCCCUGCAGCCCUGUCCCCUGCUCCCACCCCUCCCUGUCCAUCUCCUCCACGCAGAAGCCGAAGGUGAGCCCUUUCUGCACAAAACCAGCAAUUGUAAAUACUUUUUAAAAAUGUACAAAACUUAAAAAACAAAACACAGUUUUAGAAAAAGACAAAAAAAAAGAGAGAGAGAGAGCGCGCGCGUGUGCAAGAGGUUGCGAGCGGGGCCUCACGGUGUCCAGAGCCCCUGCAAGUAUGCACUGAGAAAUUUAUCUACAGGUCGUUUGACAAAAAUGAACAAUAUCCUAUUUAUUGUAUAUACUGUUUUAUUAUAAAUCGUGGAUUGUAUAUUGCAUUCUGUAAACCUGCUGUGGUCCCGUGGUGUGCAAAUUCGCAUGGUGGGGGGGAGGGAGAAGAACCUCUUGCGGGAGCUUUAUUUUUUUCUUUCUUUCUUUCUUAUUUUUCACUCUUUUGGGUUUUCUCUUCUGUUGUUGUUGUUGUUUUCUGUUGGCAGGACACACCCAAAGAUCCAAGUUUGUAUUAAAAAGAAAUGAAAAAAAGCAAAAAAAAAAAAAA